UGAUACAAGAACUUGUGCAGAUAAUUCACAGGCAACAAUGUCCCCGCAGACGCAGCAUUCUGGUGUUAGCUAUACAGAUGAAGUUGAAUUUCCUGCACAGAACAAGCUGCUCAGUAGUGUCUCAUUCAGUCCGUUGCAAAGUCCUCAUCUUGAUGGCCAAACAACGAUAUUAGGAACAAAUUCAACCCGCGUGAUCCCUUACGACAAUGUGGAUGUACUAUAUGCUCCUAGGAAAGAACCAAGCUUGACAACGACAAGAACAACAACAGCGAAUGGAAUCAUGAUGACAUUAUUGAUCAAAUUUAGAGGUAUAAAAAUCAGAUCACUCUUUGCAUCACUCAUAAAACCAAGACAAAAUUGUAAAAGCAACAACUCUAGCAAAAAGUCCAUAACAUUUUUUCAAUGUUAUCAAAAGGAAAUGGUGAAUGCCUCAAUUGGAAGGAAUAGUAAGCAUUGGAAUUUAGAGGAUACCACCUCUUUGAGAAAGAGUAAAAAAAUGAUGGAGAUGGAUUUUGGAGCAUUUAAAGGUGUAUUCAAUGGCAUAGGUGGAAUGAGUAGAAGAAGAUCAAAAAGAAGAACAGAUGCUUCAAGUUCAUGUAACAACUCACCAAUUCAUGAAGGAUAUUCAAAAGACAACUCUAUUCAAGCAGCUAUUGCUUAUUGUAAAAGUUCAUUUGGUCAAACAUCUGAUUUCACAUUCACAACUUCAAUUACUUCUACUCCUUCUAGGUUUGUAGCAUAUUCUGAUUGAUUGAGAGGAACUAAAAUUCAAUAUGUUCUUUUCAUCAUGUAUCAAAUCAUACUAAACAAAAUUAUGAUGCAACUUGCAAGCUGAAUGUGUAAC
Messenger RNA from Trifolium pratense (red clover), 844 nucleotides. RefSeq lists its product as uncharacterized. The coding region runs from base 38 to 751 and encodes 237 amino acids. The transcript is spliced from 2 exons. NCBI's taxonomy places the organism in Eukaryota, Viridiplantae, Streptophyta, Magnoliopsida, Fabales, Fabaceae. The record is from RefSeq and is a predicted model, not a curated record.